This is a messenger RNA of Pungitius pungitius (ninespine stickleback), 3437 nucleotides long. RefSeq names its product nucleotide-binding oligomerization domain containing 2 (gene nod2). Gene Ontology annotation, molecular function: protein binding. The transcript has 10 exons. The record is from RefSeq and is a predicted model, not a curated record. Gene Ontology annotation, biological process: intracellular signal transduction; positive regulation of canonical NF-kappaB signal transduction; response to muramyl dipeptide. The coding region runs from base 322 to 3294 and encodes 990 amino acids. NCBI's taxonomy places the organism in Eukaryota, Metazoa, Chordata, Actinopteri, Perciformes, Gasterosteidae. Gene Ontology annotation, cellular component: cytosol.
AAAGCUGUUUAUUGCAGAGACUUCGCCGUGAGUGAUAGCCUAACGAUUGCUUUAGGGCACCCUGGGUUCUGGUGUUUCUGUAAAUGUACUGUUUUACUUUUCAUAGUCGGGUUUAUUUUAUUUUCCUUUGGUUGUGUAACAGUUCUAUUCUUUUCUUUUCGUGUAUGAAUCACUAUCAAGUAAUCUUGUUAGUAUACUUAUCCAAAUGAGGACCAAUAGCAUGAUGACAUGUCAGCUGCUCCCUGUGCCAGCGUGGAAAACUAGGAGCAGCAUAAGUACACAAUGGGUGUCCCUCAGUGUGGGUGCUGACAUGCAACAAGCAUGUCAGCACAGGAGCUAGUGCUGAGACAACGGACGGAGAUCCUGCAUGCGCUGUGCAGCAGCGGGUCAGCUGAACAUCUGGAUCAGGUUCUGGACAUUCUGCUGUCCCAGGGGGAGCUGGUGCCGGAGGACUACCAGAACAUCCAGGUACCGGGCCAGGCACUGUACACCAAGACCAGACGGUUGCUCGACCUGGUUCAUGCCAAGGGCGUGGACACCUGCGUGCUCUUCUACGCCGCUCUCAAACAGGUGCUGCCUGAAGGGCGAGCUGCUGGUUUCUCAUUUCCGGGAUUCUGUUCGAAUCGAGAGGAAGAGGUUGGUCACCCGAGCACAUCUACUCGGACGCUUCUGACCCAACGGCCGAGCCUGGUCAGCAAUCUGCAAGGCUGCGUUGAAGAUGCACUGCACGCUCUCGUCACAUCAGGUCACUUUACCUCAGCAGACUGCAAUGACGUGCGGCUGCCUAUAUACACUCCCUCUCAGCAGGCAAGACGUUUGCUUGAUCAUGUCAGGUCGAAAGGGGAAUUAGCGGCGAAGGUUGUACUUCAGUACGUUCAGCAAAAACAGGGAUCUGGAUCAUCGCUGAACCAGGAGAAUUGGUCUCCUCCCAAAGUGGUCUUAAAGUAUCAGAAGAAGCUCAGCAGUUCUGUGUCUGCUCAGUCCUGCUUCCUUAGCACUUAUGGAGGGACCAGCCACAUGUCCCUGGACGACAUCUACACUGAGGGCCAGCUGGAACUAGCUCAUAACUGCGACGAUGUCCAUGGACCUUUGUGCCUGGAGGACGUAGUCGGCGCAGUGGGUACGGUGAACAAGGAGGCCGACACAGUGCUCGUGUCCGGGGAUGCGGGCGGGGGGAAAAGCACCUUACUCCAGAUGCUGCACUUGCUUUGGGCUCGGGGGACGAUCCUUGGGGAAUUCCUCCUUCUGUUUCCGUUCAGCUGUCGCAGGUUGAAUUCCGAGCGCCAGGAACUGUCCGUCAAGGAGUUGCUGUUUGAGCACUGCUGCUGGCCGGACAGGGAGCAGGAGGAGAUUUUCCAGUUCAUCCUGGACCAUCCACAUCUCAUCCUCUUCACUUUCGAUGGCCUGGACGAGCUCAAGCAAGGCUUUUCAGACGAGCACCGGCUCUGCCGCCCCACCCAGCGAGCGCCUGUUCAAAUCCUGUUGUUCAACUUGAUCCAGGGUUCCCUGAUGAAGGGUGUGCGGAAGGUGGUGACUAGUCGCCCGGAGGCAGUGGGCCCUGCGUUGAGAAAACACCUUCGCAAAGAGGUCCUCCUGCAAGGCUUUACCCCGAGUGGGAUUGAGUGCUUUGUGCGGAAACAUCACCAUGACCCCGCUGUGGCCUCCAAGGUGUUGGAGUCCCUACGGACAAAAAACGCUCUCCUUGGGCUGUGCCAUAGCCCAGUCCUCUGCUGGAUUGUCUCACAUUGCCACAAGGAGCUUCUGGGUUGUGGCGAAGGCAGUCUACAAACAAUCACAGAUGUUUACCUCAUGAUCUUGCAGCACUUUUUCCAGCACCGAAGCUCCCCUAAGAGCACCACGGGGACAAGCUGGCUUCAGGAGCACCUAGACACAGUCCUGCAUCUUGGCCAGCUUGCCUUUGAGGGAAUAGGAACAAGCUGUUUCAUCUUCUCAGCUGCAGACCUUGAGACAUGUGGCGUAACUGAGAAGGACAUCUGCAUGGGCUUCCUCGUACAAAGCAAAGACAUGUCCCCCACCCACAGUAAAUGCUUUGAAUUCCUUCAUUUGAUGAUGCAGUGCUUCUUUGCUGCUCUGUACGUUGUUUCGUCAAAUAACGCUGACCGUUCAAUCAUCUCGAACCUCUUUGAGCCGCAGAACAUGAGAGGGACGGGUCUCGGGAGCACCUCAUGCUUCGGCGUCUGCUCGUCCGCCACUGAAAAACCAGAGCAGGCUUUGAAGUGGGAAGCUGCAACAGCUGAAACACCCAAUCUGAAAAUCACAGCCACUUUUGUGUCUGGACUGUUGUCCCAGCGCCAUCGAAGCCUGUGGCUCCACUGCUGCCCCGGUGCAGUGACCGAGAAGAGGGUCAGACAGGUGGUGAGAUGCCUGUCCAAAGGCAUGCACAAACACUUCAAGUCCAUCCCGCAACCCGUCGAGGGCGAUAAAAAGAGCAUGCACGCAAUGCCCGGCUUCGUCUGGCUCAUCAAAUGCAUCUACGAGAUGCAGGACAGCAGGGUUGCCAAGGAUGCCAUGAGUAAGCUGGUGGUGGACCACCUGAAACUGACCUACUGUAACAUCGGUCCUGUAGAGUGCACCGCUCUAGCCUACGUGCUCCAGCAUUUGAGGAAUCCCGUCGGCCUCCAGCUUGACAACAACUCCGUGGGCGAUGUCGGAGUGGAGCAGCUUCUUCCCUGCAUGCACAACUGCAGGUCCCUGUACCUCAGGAAUAAUAACAUUACUGAUGAGGGAAUUCGCAAACUACUUGCUACAGGUAUCCGUUGUGACAGCUUCCAGAAAAUUGCGCUUUUCAACAACAAGCUAACUGAUGCUUGUAUACAGCACUUUUCUCAUCUUCUGAAAAGCAGGCAGGAUUUCCUUUCUCUUAGGCUUGGCAACAAUAAUAUCACGGAAGAAGGAGCAAAGCAGCUGGCGGAGGGACUGAAAUCCAACCGUUCACUAAAGUAUUUAGGGCUUUGGGGCAACAAGAUAGGAGAUGCAGGAGCAGUGGCCCUCGCCAGUGCUCUAGAGAGCAGCACAUCGCUGGUGUGGCUUAGUCUGGUAGGCAAUGGGGUGGGGAAUGCAGGAGCAGGUGCCCUCGCCAACAUCAUCAGGAACAGCACGUCACUGGAAGAGCUUUGGUUGACUGAGAACUGCAUAACCACAAAAGGGGUGGAAUGUCUGGUUCAAGCCCUGAAGGAGAAUACGCGUAUGAAAUCAGUAUGGUUGAUAAACAAUGACCUCACUUUGGAGGAGGUGGAGGAGCUGACCCAACGGGAAUCCAGACUGAUCUUCUAAUUUUGUGUAAAGCUGGCCUAGUACUGUUCAUAGACUGUUUUCUAUUUAUUGUAUGAAAUAUUUAUAUAAGAGUGUGUUUGCUUAAGUGUUGGUCUUCUGCUGAAAGGAAUAAAAUGAUACUUUUCAAGGUUUAUCCAAGUACA